AUGAGCCAACUACCAUUUGAUGGUUCUUCUCCUUAUCGCAUCCUCCCACUAAACGAUUUAUACGCCCCCGUCACCACCGUCGGACCAUAUACUCAUCAUUCUUGGAUUGGGUUCCACCCAAGUGUGAAGAAGCCCGAGGAUCUUCCACUCGAUUUGACUUCAAAGCCUCGGAAGCCGACUCGAAAGAAUAAUCGAAAGCGAAAGAACCCUGCCCCACCGCCUGUUAUACCUAAACCAAAAACUCCACUAGUUCCUCCAGUCUCUGUCUGGCCUCCAGCUGGGUUUUUCAGAACUCAGUUCUUAUCUCUUGCUCUGAAUCAAUCCGCCGCAAGUCCAGUCAAUUUGGACUCUCUACCAGGUCCCAUGUCUCUACUUCCAACUGGCUCGCCGACCACUGUGGCUCAUAUGCUCCACCUGGUGCGAAAAAUAUCGUAUACUCAAAAGUAUUGCUCCGAAAAGUUCGCAAUGUCAAGAACCAAGAAAAUGAACUAG
Messenger RNA from Caenorhabditis briggsae, 492 nucleotides. The transcript has 3 exons. The record is from RefSeq and is a predicted model, not a curated record. NCBI's taxonomy places the organism in Eukaryota, Metazoa, Nematoda, Chromadorea, Rhabditida, Rhabditidae. The coding region runs from base 1 to 492 and encodes 163 amino acids.